Messenger RNA from Caenorhabditis elegans, 2761 nucleotides. It is a transcript of the gene tbc-14, whose product is annotated as TBC1 domain family member 15. The transcript has 8 exons. Gene Ontology annotation, cellular component: cytoplasm. NCBI's taxonomy places the organism in Eukaryota, Metazoa, Nematoda, Chromadorea, Rhabditida, Rhabditidae. The record is from RefSeq and is marked reviewed. Bases 30 to 1922 code for a protein of 630 amino acids.
CUAAAAAACCAGUCCCCCCCCCGCAUUGAAUGUUGCCUUAUAUGGCCUACAGAUACGUGAAAAAUAAACGAGAAAAGAAUCAACGAGAAAUGGAUAGUGAUUUGGAUUCAAUGGUACGCAGUAUUGUGCCGGAUAAGACGGUAAUAUGUGUCCCCAAUGUGGCCGCAAAAUUGGGUGAAGACUCGAAAGAAUACAUCCCGGGAACCCUUUCAAUCGUCGAAAAGUCGUCAGGUGUCUUCAUUGAAUGGAAACCAUCCGAAGACGCGGAAACCUCGUGGGUGAUGACGUCAGACGAUGGAAAUACUGAAAUGGUUCAUGCGAGAAGUCCUGAAGAGAAACAAAAGUGUGGAGCGCGUGUCGCCUUUUCGAUGGAUGUUAAUGAUUUGAGCAGUUUUAGAAAUGAUGAGCCCAAGAGAGAUUCAGGAAGCGGUGGAUUCCCAUCGAUUCGCCUGAUCUGCCGUGAUGGUAGCAGUCAAGUUCCGCUCUUCUUCAAGAAUACAACAACCGCCGAGUUUUUGGACCGUCUGCAAGGAUACAUCACCCUCCGACGCUCACAUCGUGAUUCUCAUCUUGUGAUUGUCGUUGAUCAGAAGUCUGAGGCUCUUGCGAAAAGUGUCAGUAUGUUGGAUGAGAAUGGAGACAUUCUUUCGAGAUUCAUGCAAAAUCCCUAUAUGACAGCGAUGACUGGCUUCAGUAAGAUCACCUCAUUCGUACAGGAUCAGGUGAUCCCAUCAGUGCUCAAUGAUACGGACGCGGUGACUCAAGAGGAGAAGAUCCGUCUGAUGAGAGAGCUCCGGCUGGCUGAAGAGCAAAUGCGUGUGCAUUCGGAUGCGGCUGGAGAAUUUGAAGUUGUCACACAGUUGGAACUCCCGCCGAGACCCGAGAUUUAUAGAGAGUUGCCCGUUUCCAAGGACUUGUGGAAUUCGUUUAAGCUCUCGAAUGGCUCGUACGAUCCGAUGAAGCUUCACCAUCUGAAAAUGAACGUGUUCCGUGGUGGACUAAAUGCAGAACUCCGUAAAGAAGCCUGGAAAUGUCUACUCGGCUACCGUCAAUGGCACGAAUCGGACACAGAUUUCCAGACCAGACGUGCAGAACUCGCCAAACAAUAUGAGAAUAUGAAGAAGCAAUGGAUGUCGGUGACUGAGGAUCAGGAGAAGAGAUUCACCAAAUUUGUUAAGAGAAAGUCGCUUGUUGAAAAAGACGUUGCCCGCACCGACCGAACAGUUCCAUUCUUCCAAGGAGACGAUAAUGUGAAUCUCGUCCAUUUGCACAAUGUGCUAAUGACUUAUGUGAUGUAUAAUUUCGAUUUGGGAUAUGUGCAAGGAAUGUCUGAUUUCGCGUCACCACUGUUGUUUGUUAUGAAGGACGAAGUUGAUACGUUCUGGUGUUUUGUUGGAUUGAUGGAAUUGACGCAGAAGAAUUUUGAAACGGAUCAGGCGUUUAUAAAAUUGCAAAUGAAUCAGCUCAGGGAUUUGGUGAUGAUUAUUAAUCCCAAAUUGGCUAAUUAUUUGGAAAGCGAAAAAUCAGACGACAUGUAUUUCUGCUUCCGUUGGGUUCUUGUAUGGUUCAAACGGGAAUUCUCAUUCCUUGACACGUGUAAAUUGUGGGAAGUACUGUGGUCUGGCCAACCGUGUCCACGAUUCCUACUUCUUAUCUGUGUGGCUAUCUUGGAUUCACAAACCAAUAUUAUCAUUGAUAAUCAGUUUGGGUUGACUGAGAUUUUGAAGCACAUCAACGACCUAUCAAUGCAUCUGAAAGUGGAUGAGAUCCUGACAGCAGCCGAAGCGAUAUUCCAUCAACUCUCCGCAAGCCAGAAUAAGCUUCCGGCUCACAUUUGCCAAUAUUUGAAUAUUGGAGAGUCGGCAGUGAGCUCCAGUAAUAAUAGCCCAUCGAAAAGUGACCCGGAUCGUGUGGACUUGUGAAUUUUUCCGUGAAUUGUGCUGCAAAUUCGGGAAAAAAUGUGCUGAAGUUUAGUGGAAAUUUGAAAUUGCAGAAAAAUUCAUUUUUUAAAAAUUGGAAAUUUGAUUUUUUGUGAAUUUUGGAACAUUUUAAUUUGUACAUCUAAAAAUUGCUAAAAAUUGAAAAAAUAUAAUUUUUAGAAUAAAUUCUAAAUUUUGUUUUUACUAAAAUUAUGAAAAAAAAAACGAUUUUUUUUGCGAAAUUGAAAAAAGCCUAAAAAAUCUGAAAAUUUUCAAAAAAAAAUUUUUUUUCGACAUUUUCAGAUUAAAAAAAAAAUUAAUCUUAAAAAUUAGGUUUUUGUAAAUUUUUCCAAAUUUCCUAAAUUUUUUUGGCGAAGUUACCAUUUUUCUUCAAAAAGUUUCAAAUUCUGUAUUUCUCUGGACGUUUGAAUUGUUUUUUUCCAAUUUUUUCCAAUAAAAAAUUUUAAUAUUUUUCUUUUUUGGAAAAUUCAAAUUUUCGGAUUUUUUUUUUGGAUUUUUCAAAAUUUUUCCCAAAAUUUCAGCUCAUUUUCCCCUCCAUUUUCCCUACCCAAUCUCUAUUUUAAAAAAUUGUACAUUUUUGAAUAUUUUUCCCAUCUAUUUCCCAAAAAAUUGUAAAAAAAUUCAUCUAUCCACUGUGAUAUUCCUAAUGAUUAGUUAAGUAUAUCAGGACCCUCCGCUUUUCCGUUUCCAGGUUUUUUUUUCUCUGAAAAUCGAUAUUUUUUGUAUAUUUUUAUUGUUCUAAAAACCUUCCCUCUCAUAAAUUUUUUUGUAAAAAAAUUUGGAAAAAUUUAAUUUGAAAUAAAUUUAUUUUUAAAUACUAA